GCGCCCGACUUCAUUCAGAAAAAGAGAAACUUCUGCAGUGUCUUCCAAUUCUCUCUCCAGUGUAAUCUAAUCGAUUUGAACUUCAUAAGUUUCAACCAGUUUCAUGGCUUUGGCUCUUGUUGAAUCGAUGGAUUCUAUGAACCCUUUAAAGAAAAAUCCUUUUCUCGGAGAAAAUUACGAAUUUACUCUUGCGCAAUCAAUCCAAAAUGUUAUAGCUGAAAUUCGCAAAGGAAAUUCUGGUUUUUCUCAAUUUACGGAAGGAUUCUACGAGUUGAUUCAAGCUAGAGCUGACCCACCAUUGGAAUCGAUCUGGUUCUACUCCGCAUUAACGUUUCGUAGCCGUGGCCUCAAUAUCAAAGGCGACUUUUUGGAACGAGUGGCAGCCAUGAAAGUCUUGUUUCAGUUGGUAAGUUCUUGUUCGGCUCCCUGUGGUUCUUCGAAGACCAUUCCGUUGCUUUCUCCAGUGGUUUCCGAGGUUUAUAAAUUGAUUGUGGACAUGCUUGGGAAGGAUUUGGCCUCGAAAAGGGAAAAGAAAGCAAUGAGAGAGGUUAAAUCUUUAGUUGAAGCGAUUCUGGGCUUUAUAAAUCUGAGUUCAUGUAAGGAUUCGGACAAGAAUGAUGAUGAAUCUCUUGACUUCAAUUUGAUUACUCCUUUUGUGGAUUUAAUUAGUGUUUGGACGCACCCAAAUGAGGGAUUGGAUCAGUUCUUACCGCUUGUGAGCAGUGAGGUUCGUGGGGAGUUUAGUUCAGGCGUCUGUGAUGUUCGUCGCUUGGCUGGAGUUGUAAUCGCUGAGACAUUUCUGAUGAAACUGUGCUUGGAUUUUAACACUGGGCAUUCGAGGCAAGAUUUGGAGAAAGAUCUAAGGAUAUGGACUGUUGGUUCAAUAACUCGGAUUAGGAACUUCUACUUUUUUGAAACUCUUGUAAGAUUUCUGCUGGAGGCGACUUUACCUGUGACAUCUCUAUUGAGUACUGAAGAUGAAGCUUUGUUAAGGAAGGUUCUAUAUGAUUCUCUUAUAUUGGUUGAGUAUUCAUUUUUGAAACCUGAGAAAGCCAUUGACUUACCUGCGGAACAUGUGGCGUCCCUUGCUGUCAAGAGAUUGAUUCUUACUCAUGAGGCCAUAGAGUUUUACAGGGAGCAUGGAGAUCAGAGCAGAGCCAUCUCUUAUCUAAAUGCCUUCUCAAGUUCAUUUGUUUCUUCUCAAAUUAUUAGAUGGGUCAAAAGCCAAAUGCCCAGCAAUGAAAAUGUAAAACGUCCCAAUGGGUCGUCGCCUAAAAUAGUUCUUGAGUGGCUUCUCGAGGCUGAAGAUCAAGGUGUAAGAGUAUUCGACAAGACCAUUUCCAAUCGUUGUGCCAAAUUAGUUCUUGAUACUUCCAAAUCAGUCUCAUUGGAGGGAGAUAAAGUAGAUGACGAUCUUUUGUUUUACAUUGACAAGCAAGGGGAAAGUGAAAAUGGAAGUGAGGACACAACGAUGGAUGAAUCGGUAAAUGCAGCUCUUGUUUCUGUGGCUCGUACAAUGUCAACGACUGAAAAUGGUUCCGGAAAGAAACGACAGAGAAUGGUGAAAAGAAAGAAUGAAAAGAUUAAAUUUGUUAAGUACGAUCUCGUUCCGAGCUCUGAUACUACCCAAUCGAGGUCACCCUUUGAUAAUAAUGAUACAGACAGCGAGGGCAAAGUUCAUAAUCCACACUCCGACGAUGAUUCUGACAUUAAAGAGUAAUGAUUCAAGAAGAAAGGUCGGUAUUUGGUUGCCACAACACAACUUCAGAGUCGGUUCAUUUUCUCCCUGUUCUUUUGUUCAAGAUCUUCCUGGAGUAGCUGGCCGAGUUACAAGGUUGACGAUACUUGAUAUGAUGCUGGGAAUGGUGGAUUUUCAACUCCAGGAGUGCAACAAUUCAACCAAGGAUUGUAAAUGUAAAGUGAUUUCAGGUCAUUAUAAUGCUGCUGGGUUUCAUGAAGAUGAAUCAAAUAUUUAACUGUACUUAAUAUACUGUAUUUUAUUACUUUUCUUCUUUAAAAAGAAAAGUAGCAUCUUUAAGUAAAUUUCUCCUAUAAAAGCCUAAAGGUUCUUCAGGA
Messenger RNA from Benincasa hispida (wax gourd), 2076 nucleotides. RefSeq lists its product as uncharacterized. The record is from RefSeq and is a predicted model, not a curated record. NCBI's taxonomy places the organism in Eukaryota, Viridiplantae, Streptophyta, Magnoliopsida, Cucurbitales, Cucurbitaceae.